Rhagoletis zephyria (snowberry fruit fly) is the source of this 2074-nucleotide messenger RNA. It is a transcript of the gene qsm, whose product is annotated as Zona pelucida superfamily protein qsm. Lineage: Eukaryota; Metazoa; Arthropoda; Insecta; Diptera; Tephritidae. Gene Ontology annotation, biological process: anatomical structure morphogenesis. The record is from RefSeq and is a predicted model, not a curated record.
CCACAAAAUACACUGCACAGAAGACCAGAUGCAAGUAGAAAUCCAAAUACCUGACACGGGCAGCGUCAUUUCAAACAAAGAUGAUUCAAAUUCUAAAACACAAAUAUAUCUCGAGGGUCUCAAAGAUUAUCCCAAUGAACGUUGUCAGCCUCAAAUAAAUGAACUCCAAGCUACAUUCCGGCUUUCUUUGACAGAUUUUUACGAAUGUGGGGUCACGCGGAUGGUGAAUCAAUUGACGGGCAAGAAGGUGUACUAUCAUAAGAUUAUCAUUGAAUCUCCUGAGGGUAAGGAGAUAGUCAGCGUUAAGUGUAUUACAACCGAACCCUUCUAUAAUGCACUCAUGAUGAAUGUCACCAAACGCGAGCACCAUGGCAUUGUAAGGCGCGAUGUUCUACCGGCUGGGUUUCAAGAGCCAGAAGACUUGGAGAUUACCACUUCUUUGACAGAACGUGCACCGGAACCACGCCUAUCGAUAGGUGUCAAUCAAAAUGGAAAAAAGGUCACUGGUGACCUCACAGUUACUCCUGGUACACCAUUGACAAUGGAAAUAAAUUUGGAUCGUGACUCUGCUCCCGUCUACGGGCUAGGAGUGAAUUAUCUUGAAGUAACUGACACUCGCCAGCUCUCUGAAACCAUAGUUUUCAAAGGGUGCACAGUGGACCCGUAUCUCUUCGAAAAUUUCAACACUAUUGAUGGCGACACACUGACAGCGAAAUUCAAAGCGUUUAAAUUCCCCGAUUCCUCUUACGUACAAUUCCGUGCAACGGUCAAUGUCUGUCUAGACAAAUGUCUCGGAACUCAAUGCUCAAAUGGACAAGUCGGUUAUGGACGCAGAAGACGGGAUACCACUGAGCUAUUAGCUCAGGGUUUGAUGGAUACCAAUAAAGUGUACGAGAUAUCUUUGGCCAUGUUCAUAAAAAUCAACGACAUUGAAGGCGUCAAUCGUAAUGAAGUACUACAAUUGGAGGAGAAAUUGCGUGAGCUGAAAUUGGCUAAUCAGCGUCUGGCGCGCAACAGUCGCGUUCAUUUCGGCGAGUCCUUAAAGGCUUUUGAUCAGCCAUUAAUGUCCGAGCCAGCGUUCGUGGUUGACGAGAGGGAACUUAGUCAAGCCCAAAUAAGCGCAAGCAGCGCUACCUCAAGCAGGUCACUGGGAUGGCUACUUUUGCUACUGGGACUUUACACAAUUGUUCGGAAAUUUAUGUAAAUAGAACUUCGACCUACAACCCAAAAACUUGUCCACGGAAGUUGCAAUGGCUUUUAAAAAUUUCACCUACUCAAGAAAAGUAUAAAAUGGGAGGAUGUAAUAUGCCCGAGUGAAUUACCUAGUAUAAAGUAGCCACAGGGAAAUGAGAAAUAAUAUUCAGGUUGCAUUGGAAAAGAGUGUAUGUAAUACAUAUGUGUCAAUUUUUAGUAAAUGGUACAUAUCAUUAUACGUAUGCGUGUAGUUGCAUUAAAUCUUAGUAAGAACGUUUGCAAAUAGUACUUAUUAACUGCCAUCAAAACUGUGGAAUAUUAAAAAAACUAAAAGAUUAUAAACAUUUUAAAUUAAAAUAAAACAAAAUAUACAUGCAUACAUACUAAUAAUUAGAGCUCGAAUUUUUAUGCUAAAAAAUAAGCCUAAAAUAUGUACCCUCUACCUAAACAUACUUAAGCAGUACUUACUUAUAUACCAGCAUAAACAUUUUGCUUAAUGUUAUGAUACUACGUAUGUACAUAUUUUCCGGCCUUUUUUAACUUAAAACUCCGAGCUUUACUAAAUAAUCUUGAUAGAGAAAAAUGAGAACGUACAUACAUCUAAGAAAUCAGUAUGGCAGCUGAAAAUUAUGACUAACUUUUGUACCAAUUUAAAUACGUAGUAUGUUAAAAGCUUAGGGUCCAGGUUUAAUAAAAUAUACGUAGUAUUUUUCUUGAAGAAUUUUCAGCAGAUUUUACUGACGAUAAAUUUUGUUUCUAACGAUUAAGUCACUACUAGUCUACUAAGAUAAAAAGUUUUGUUUAAGCUAAUUCAAAAAUAAUUUUAAUAAUAAGCAAAGGAAAAAUAACUAAUAAAUAUCGAUUCUAUAUAUAUUACUAA